Molecule: messenger RNA, 825 nt
Organism: Nezara viridula (southern green stink bug)
Lineage: Eukaryota; Metazoa; Arthropoda; Insecta; Hemiptera; Pentatomidae
Source: the annotation of a GenBank genome assembly
AUGAAAUCGCUGCUGGUAUGUUUGCUGCUUUGUCUGUCUGUGGCGAUAACCCUGGGCGACCUCACCUGUGACUGCGGGAAGAGGAACACUGGCAGGAUCAUUGGAGGGAAAGUCGUCCGGAAGAACGAGUACCCUUGGGUCGUCUCCCUUAACGAAGGAUGCGGAGGUUCACUCAUCACCCACUGGCACGUCCUCACCGCAGCUCACUGCACCUACGGGAUGUCCUCUUCCGAUCUAACGGUCACCGUUGGAAGUCAUUACCAAGUAGGAAUAAACUGGCACAGUAAAACUUACAAAGUAGCGCAGAUAAUUCAACACAAAGGAUACAGGGAUGAGGAUAGCAGUGUUGCCGACGACAUUGCGGUCCUGGUUACGCAAAAAAAAAUUAACUUCGACAAUUAUGUCUCUCCAGUUUGUCUUCCAAACAGGAAAAUAAAUCUCGUCGGCGAAUACAUCAAAGUCAUAGGCUGGGGAUUGACCAAAAACAACGAAGUAUUAGGCCUUGCCAAUCGUCUCCGAGAAGUCGAUCUCCAAGUUAUCGAUCCAAAUGUUUGCAGAAAAUCAUGGUCAUUGCUGAAACAAAAUAUUCAGAUUUGCACUUACACAUCCAAAAAGGAUUCUUGCAGGGGUGACUCUGGUGGUCCAUUGGUUUAUCUUGACCCAGAAAGUAACAGAUAUACUCAGGUCGCGUUGGUCUCUUAUGGUGACAAAGAGUGUGCCAGUUUGAAACCCGCCGUGAACACGGAUGUUUAUGCUUACCGUAACUGGAUCAAUGAUGCUGUCAAAUCAACGCAUCCGGAGGAAAAUACUUGUGUGAAGGUUUAA